AUGUGGACAGCUUUCAUCUCAUCCCUCGUUCUUGGUGCUGGGUUUGCCACUGCUGCACCCGAAGCGUCAUGGUCUUUCGAACUCCAGAACGCGACCUCUGGAAUUCUAGCGCUUGAAGCUAUCGUCGUCUCUCCGACCGUCGUAGUAUGGUUCGACAGGGCUACCGACGACCCUUUGCAAAUCAAUAACCAUUCUGCUUGGGGUGCACUCUGGGAUCUGGAAACCAGCACCGUACAACCGCUCGACCUCAUCACCAACACGUUCUGCGGAUCUGGUGCGCUGCUCAGCAAUGGUACCAUGGCCAGUGUAGGUGGCGACCCACAGUUCUUUGCAGGAAACCCUACCGCAAAGAGUGGAUUGACUGCCAUUCGACUCUUUGAGCCUUGUGCGGCGCCGGACGGAACUGGAUGUACUAUCUUUGAGAAUCCGGACGAUCCGAGGUUCAACUUGGCCACGCCGAGGUGGUACACCAGUGCUAUUCGAAUUUUCGACGGGUCUCUCAUGAUCGUCGGCGGGACCCACACGAACGCGCUAUUCUACAACAUCGAUCCUGCGAAUUCGAUCGAGUUUUUCCCCAAGAAGGAUAACGGCGUUGUUCGACAAUCUCCGUUCCUUGCCAACAGCGGACCUUCGAACUUAUUCCCAAGGGUUUUCGCUCUCCCAGAUGGCCGCGUCUUCAUGGUCGCAGGCAAUUCAACCAUGAUCUACGACGUCGAAGCUCAGACAGAGACUCUCCUCCCGGACAUCCCUAACGGCGUGCAGGUGACAAACCCGAUGGACGGCUCCGCCAUCCUCCUCCCCCUCUCUCCCCCCGACUACAUCCCAGAGGUUCUUGUAUGUGGUGGCUCUCAGACCGAUCCCGCCACCCCACCCGCAAAUUUGUCGUCUCAGAUGCCUGCGACGACUCAGUGCAGUCGGAUUACGUUGACGGAGGAGGGCAUCGCUGCUGGGUGGCAAGUCGAGCAUAUGUUGGAGCCAAGGACCAUGCCCGAGCUGCUCCAUAUUCCUAACGGCGAGAUUCUCAUCAUCAACGGCGCCAUGAGCGGCUUCGCUGCCAUCGACAGUAUCGGCGUCACAACCGGCCAAUCCAACGCCGACCACCCCGCCCUAACGCCUUCAAUCUACAGCCCCUCCCUCCCUCUCGGUCAACGCAUCUCCAACACCGGAAUGCCAAUGACCGACGUCCCUCGUGUCUACCACUCCAGCAUCACUCUCACACCACAGGGCUUUUUCUUGAUCGCGGGAAGUAAUCCGAAUCAAAAUACGACGGCGCCGGGGCCAGGAGUUACCUUCCCCACGGAGUUCAGGGUCGAGCAUCUGAACCCACCGUCUUUGGCUGUGGGGGUGGAGAGGCCGGCGUUCGAGGUGGGAAGUAUGCCGAGUAAGUUGGCGUUUGGGAAGAGUCAAGUGGUGAAUGUUACGGUUCCGGAGGGGCUUGAUGCGACCGACCUCAAGCUGGCGUUGGUUGAUCUCGGUUUCUCGACUCAUGCGUUCCAUUCGAAUGCGCGCCUUGUCUUUAUGGACGCCACGCUCUCGGACGACAAGACACAGCUCACGUUCACCACUCCACCGAACGGGAGAGUCUUCCCACCUGGACCCGCAACGAUCUUCUUGACGGUGGACGGUAUCACGUCUACAGGCGUGCAAACCAUCAUGGGCAGUGGCGCCUCGCCUCCAGUCUCAGAGUAA
Molecule: messenger RNA, 1689 nt
Organism: Stereum hirsutum FP-91666 SS1
Lineage: Eukaryota; Fungi; Basidiomycota; Agaricomycetes; Russulales; Stereaceae
Product: glyoxal oxidase precursor
Exons: 7
Coding region: 1-1689 (562 amino acids)
Source: RefSeq, a predicted model, not a curated record